Trifolium pratense (red clover) is the source of this 2509-nucleotide messenger RNA. Its product is annotated as glycerophosphodiester phosphodiesterase GDPDL7-like. The record is from RefSeq and is a predicted model, not a curated record. The coding region runs from base 150 to 2414 and encodes 754 amino acids. The transcript has 10 exons. Gene Ontology annotation, biological process: lipid metabolic process. Gene Ontology annotation, molecular function: glycerophosphodiester phosphodiesterase activity. Lineage: Eukaryota; Viridiplantae; Streptophyta; Magnoliopsida; Fabales; Fabaceae.
UAUCGAUUCAUACGGAAAAAUGUGUGGAAAUUAAAUAACAAAAGAUCUCAUUUUGGUAUCAAUAUUCUUACUCACCAAUUACAAUCACUCUACUUUACUAUCACCAGAUUCCCUUGAGGUUGAGGGUUUUCAUGUGGAUUUUCUGAAAAAUGAACAAGAUGUUGAGAAGCUUGUUUCUUGUUCUUUUGUUGAUCCAUGCAACAUUAGCCACCCAGAAACUAUCACUUUCAAGUUUAUCUACAUCAUCUCGAAUUUCGUCUCCUACGAAAAUAUGGUCAACAUUAAGUGGCAGCAAGCCAGUUGUUGUAGCUCGUGGAGGAUUCACCGGUCUAUUCCCAGAAGGCAGUACAGAAGCAAUUGGCAUAUCAAAGGAGAUUAGCAUUUUUCUUUGCAAUCUUCAAUUUACAAAAGAUGCUGGUGCCUUUUGCGUGACAGGAAUAAAACUUGACAAUGCAACAAAUAUAGCAACAUUUGAUCCUAAAUUGAAAACCUACAAAAUUAAUGGGAAGGAUGUGCAAGGACACUUUAUGGUGGAUUACACAGGUGCUCAGAUUGACCACAAUGUGACAAUGAAUCAGGCAAUCUUUUCUCGUCCUAGUUUCUACGAUGGCAUGUCUCCGGUACUUAAUGUUGAUGGUUUACUAAGUGGCAAAUCUCCACCAAGGCUUUGGUUGAAUGUUCAGUAUGAAGCGUUUUAUAAUGAACACGGAGUAAAGUUAGUUGAUAUUGUUCUAGAAAUGUUGAGACUUUAUAAGAUAGACUUUGUUUCAUCUCCAGAGAUUGGUUUCUUAAGAAGCAUCAAUGGGAAAGCAAAGAAUACAAAGGUUAUCCUUCAAUUUCUUAGCGCCAAUGAUCAUGAACCAACAACAAAGCAACCAUAUGGCUCCAUUGUGAAGGAUCUUGCAGCAAUCAAAUCAUAUGCAUUAGGCAUAAUGGUGCCAAAAGAAUACAUAUGUCCAAUUAAACCAGACAAAUACAUGGGAACUCCCACAACACUUGUAUAUGAUGCACACAAACAAGGACUGGAAGUUUAUGCUUCUGGUUUUGCUAAUGAUUUAUUUUCAAGUUAUAGUUAUAACUAUGAUCCUACAGCCGAGUACCUACAAUUUAUAGAGAAAGGGGAAAUUGUUGAUGGUCUUGUUACUGAUUUCCCUUCGACAGCAUCAAAUUCUAUAGCAUGUUUUGCACAGAACAAUACCCUACCAAAAAAAGAAACAGUGUUUAUCAUUAGCAAUAAUGGAGCAAGUGGGGUUUAUCCAGGUUCCACUGAUCUUGCUUAUCAAAAAGCAAUAGAUGAUGGAGUUGAUAUUAUAGAUUGCUCUGUUCAAAUGACAAAAGAUGGAAUUUUAUUCUGCUUAAAUACUGUAGACCUAAUGGCAGAUACAACUGCUAUGACAAAAUUCAUGUCGCGAACUUCCAAUAUUCCAGAAAUUCAACCAAAAACUGGAAUUUUCUCCUUUGAUCUAACAUGGAAUGAGAUUCAAACCUUGCAACCUCAAAUUGCUAGCCCUCUUGGCAUGGACUUCCAAAGAAAUCCAGCAGACAAAAAUAGUGGUAAAUUUGUUACGCUCUCUGAAUUUUUGGAGUUGGCUAAAGCUAAGGCAGUAACUGGCAUUUUAAUAAAUAUAGAGAAUGCUGCAUACCUUGCAUCGAAGAAAGGCCUUGACAUUGUUGCUGCUAUAAGCACUGCCUUAAGCAAUGCAACUUUUGACAAGCAAGCCACACAACAAGUUCUGAUUCAAUCCGAUGAUAGCUCAGUGUUAUCAAAGUAUAAAGACAUUCCAUCUUACAAAAGAGUGUUUUUAGUUGAAGAUAAAAUAGGAGAUGUGCCUAAGCAAACUGUGGAUGAAAUUAAGAAGUAUGCAGAAAUAGUAAAUCUUCCAAAAUCAUCGAUUGUUAAAGUAUCUGGUUCAUUAUUAACUGGAAUGACUAAAGUAGUUAAAGAGUUGAAAGAUGCAAAUCUCACAGUAUUUGUUCAUACUCUUAGAAAUGAGUUCAUUUCUUUGGCUUUUGAUUACUGGUCAGACCCUAAUGUGGAGAUUGCUACUUACAUCCAUUCUGUUAAGGUUGAUGGAAUAGUCACAGAUUUUCCAGCCACUACAAGUAGAUAUCUUAGAAGCCAAUGUAGUGAUCCUAACAAUGUGGCAACCAUCUUACCUGCUCAGGCUUGUGAACUACAAAGUACUAUUCCACCAACAUUACUACCACCAUCAGAAGCACCACUUCCCCCUCUUAAGGUUGAAAACGUGGUUGACCCACCUCUUCCUGCAGUGAUUACUGUUAAUGCUCCUCCGUCGUCUACAAUUGCACCACCACUACCUUCGGGAGCUUGGAAAAAUGUUGUUAAUCAUGGUUUCUCCCUAGUUGUAAUCAUUGUAGUUGUCACUACUACUACUACUAGUCUUACUCUGUGAGUGACAAUAUAUAUAUAUCUUAUUUGAUACAUGUGAUUAAAUCGUUCUUUGUAUCAUACAUAGUAUGCAUUUUUUUACUAUAUUUUGGGUGCAAA